AUGGAUAUUAUAACAAUUACACAGCCUAGACAGGCACAUACAGCAAUGAAUGCAUCAGUCAGUGAUGAUGAUGAUGUAGAGAUGGGAGAUAUGCAAGAAAAUAUGGACAUUAAUAUGAAUAUUGAUAUUGAUGGCAGCAGAGCCAAGGCAGAAAAGGAUAUAGUUGUUCCUGGAGAGAUGAUUACAGACGACCCAAGCUGGAUGAGAGGCCACGGCACUUACUUUUUGAGUGAAAAGACUUAUUCAGCAAAGGCGGGUACUAUUCUCAGGGUGAACAAAUUAUUGAGUGUGAUUCCAUUUAAGGGAAGAUACAGCCCGGAGACAGGAGAUCAUGUGGUAGGACGUAUUGUUGAAGUGAGUAACAAGCGAUGGAAAGUGAACAUUGGUGCUGAGCACGAUGCCAUUUUAAUGCUAGGAGCAGUGAACUUACCUGGAGGGGUGUUGAGACGUAAGUCUGAAGCUGACGAGUUACAGAUGCGUGCCAUAUUAAAGGAAGGAGAUCUUCUUAAUGCCGAAGUGCAAUCACUAUUUCAAGAUGGUUCUGCAUCUUUACACACUCGUUCGUUGAAAUACGGAAAAUUGAGGAACGGAGUGUUUGUGCUAGUUCCUAGCAAUUUAAUAAUUAGAGCUAAGAACCACGCCCAUGACUUGCCCGGAGGUGUGAGUAUUAUCUUGGGAGUCAAUGGAUACUGUUGGAUAUACAAAACUAAGCUGAAUCAACACACGUCUACUGGGGUUGAGCAAUCCAAGUUAGAGGCUGCCAUUAAAAGUUCUGUUGGCGGUUACAAGCCAGGCGCGGGAACCGUAUCCAUAACAAGUCUUGAAGAGCAGUCUUCCUGGGACAUUUAUAGCGAUAAAAAUGACGCCAUCUCUAACAGUAUCAAGGAAACAAUUUCCAGAUACAAAAACUGUUUAUUGGCGUUGAGUCACUGUAACAUCUCAAUCAAUGAAACUAGGCUUGCCAAAGCAUACGAGAUCAGUCUUGGAUAUGGUGAUGUUAAUAGUUUGGUCAACUACGAUACCCAGCAAUACAUAGGAGACGAUUUGAUUAAUAGUGAGAAGAUGAGAGGUUCGGAAUAA
Molecule: messenger RNA, 1080 nt
Organism: Brettanomyces nanus
Lineage: Eukaryota; Fungi; Ascomycota; Pichiomycetes; Pichiales; Pichiaceae
Exons: 2
Coding region: 1-1080 (359 amino acids)
Biological process (GO): CUT catabolic process; nuclear polyadenylation-dependent rRNA catabolic process; U4 snRNA 3'-end processing
Cellular component (GO): cytoplasmic exosome (RNase complex); nuclear exosome (RNase complex)
Molecular function (GO): RNA binding
Source: RefSeq, a predicted model, not a curated record